Molecule: messenger RNA, 481 nt
Organism: Dacryopinax primogenitus
Lineage: Eukaryota; Fungi; Basidiomycota; Dacrymycetes; Dacrymycetales; Dacrymycetaceae
Exons: 6
Coding region: 60-377 (105 amino acids)
Cellular component (GO): cytosol
Molecular function (GO): oxidoreductase activity
Source: RefSeq, a predicted model, not a curated record
ACGACCAGCAAUACGAUCCUUUACACCGUUUUCUUGUUUGACAAUAUCGACGACUAAGGAUGGCCUCCAACCCCAGCGAGAUCAAGGGCACCUCUAUCCACCUCAUCGCCCAGAUGACGGCUAAGCCCGGUCAGGCGGAGGCGAUCCUCAAGCAUCUCAAAAAUGUACAGGUUAAUGCGCAUUCGGAUAACGAGCCCGGGUGCAACAGGUAUGACGUGGUGAGGUACGAGGACCAUUUCGCGGUGAUUGAGAACUACAGCACUCAGGGCGACGUUGACAUACACAUGGCUUCGGAACAAUUCAAGGCCUUCGCAGCUGAGGUCGAGAGCUUGACCGUUCCUGGGACGUUCAUCCUCAAGUUCUUUGGCGAGACCUGAAGUUGGCCGAGGUGCUGAAGAGGAUAGGAAGCGUCGUAGCUAGUUGCAAGGCAAAGGCAGAGACAAACGAAGAAUUGAAUGAGUCGUAAAGAUCUCAUGGGUCG